Striga hermonthica is the source of this 241-nucleotide messenger RNA. The record is from the annotation of a GenBank genome assembly. NCBI's taxonomy places the organism in Eukaryota, Viridiplantae, Streptophyta, Magnoliopsida, Lamiales, Orobanchaceae.
AUUUGGAUUAGGGUUUCUUCAUUUUAUCAUAGAGCUUGGAGUGCUUAGUUGGAGGUCAGAUGCUGACAACUAUGAAAUAGAUCCAGAGCUAAAAAAAAUUCGUGAAGCUCGUGGAUAUUCUUACAUGGACUUUGGCGAAGUUUGUCCUGAAAAGCUUCCAAACUACGAGGAGAAGAUUAAGAACUUUUUUGAAGAACAUCUGCACACUGAUGCGGAAAUCGGUAUUGUAUUGCAGGGAGUG